AUGUCGAAGAUGCUCUACAUUCUCUACGAGGCGCCCACCGGCUACGCCCUCUACAAGGUCCUCACGACCGAGGAGGUCGGCGCCGGUGACGUAGCGCUGCAGAAGGACCUGCAGACGUUUGCCACAUUCUCGCCGUGGGUGAAGCUCAUGUCCUUCGCGCCGUUCCAGUCGCCGGAGAACGCACUCGAAGACGCGGUGUGCAUCAGCGAGUCGCUCGUGAGCCCGUUCCUGCACAACUUCCUCACCUCCGUGCUUGCCAAGAAGGCGGCGAAGCGGGACGGCGCGAACUGGGAGCUGGGCGUGUGCGACCCGAAACUCGGCAGCGCGAUCCACGACGAGCUCAAGCUGCCGGUGGUGUGCAACGAGAACGUGGCGGAGCUGAGCCGCUGCCUCCGCACGCACGCGGAGAAGCUUCUGCCGGAGCACAAGGACGGUGACGUGGCGCGCGCGCAGUGCGGUCUCGGACAUGCCUUCUCGCGCAACAAGGUGAAGUUCAACGUGCACCGCAGCGACAACAUGAUCAUCCAGUCCUCCGCGCUCGCGGAGCACAUGGACAAGGGCGUCAAUCUGCUGGGGAUGCGCGUGAAGGAGUGGUACGGAUGGCACUUCCCGGAGCUCGCGCGCGAGGUGCCGGAGCCGCUCAAGUACUCUAAGGUCGUGCUGCUCAUCGGCAGCCGCGCCACGCUCGAGGAGCGCGACGCCGAGGAGGUGACGCAGCAGAUCGCGGACAUCCUCGACGGCGACGAGGCGCUCGCGGCACGGGUGUACGAGAAGGCCGUCACGUCGAUGGGCGGCGACAUGGCGGAGGUCGACUGGGCGAACAUCCGCACAUUCACGGAGCGCGUCGUCUCGCUCGGCGCGUACCGCGAGUCGCUGCAGCAGUACCUCAUCGACAAGAUGAUGCUCGUGGCGCCGAACCUCACCGAGCUGAUGGGGCAGAGCAUCGGCGCGAAGCUCAUCUCCAAGGCGGGCUCGCUCACAAACCUCGCCAAGGCGCCCGCUAGCACCAUCCAGAUCCUCGGCGCAGAGAAGGCGCUCUUCCGCGCGCUCAAGAAGCGCAAGGGCAACACGCCCAAGUACGGCCUCAUCUUCCACUCCACCUUCAUCCAGCGCGCGGCGAAGGAGCACCGGGGGAAGAUCUCGCGCUACCUCGCCAAUAAGGCCGCCCUCGCGUGCCGCAUCGACUGCUUCAUGGACGCGCCGCCGCCGGUCUUUGGUGAGAAGCUGCGCGAGCAGGUGGAGGCGCGGCUUAACUUCUUCGACACGGGCAACAAGCCCCCGUCGAACGCCGCCGCCAUGGCAGAGGCACUCGAGCAGUACCAGAAGAUCGUCCGCAAGCGCGCCAAGAAGCAGCGUGCUGCGAAGACGAGUGACGAGGAGGAUGAGGAGGAGAUGCCGCGGAAGAAGCACGCGCGUCGCGAGGUAGUGGCGCAGGAGUCGGACUAA
This is a messenger RNA of Trypanosoma grayi, 1446 nucleotides long. Its product is annotated as putative nucleolar protein. Gene Ontology annotation, cellular component: small-subunit processome; box C/D methylation guide snoRNP complex. The record is from RefSeq and is a predicted model, not a curated record. NCBI's taxonomy places the organism in Eukaryota, Euglenozoa, Kinetoplastea, Trypanosomatida, Trypanosomatidae. The transcript has a single exon. Bases 1 to 1446 code for a protein of 481 amino acids. Gene Ontology annotation, molecular function: snoRNA binding.